Papaver somniferum (opium poppy) is the source of this 1624-nucleotide messenger RNA. RefSeq names its product F-box protein SKIP31-like. Lineage: Eukaryota; Viridiplantae; Streptophyta; Magnoliopsida; Ranunculales; Papaveraceae. The coding region runs from base 171 to 1271 and encodes 366 amino acids. The record is from RefSeq and is a predicted model, not a curated record. The transcript has 9 exons. Gene Ontology annotation, molecular function: protein binding.
UGAUCGCACUAUUGCAGUUGCCCUAAAGCCUCAAAACCAUUAUCCAUCGGGUUGAUUGAUUUGUUCCACUUCCUUCCUCCUCUUCAUCCAUUUUUCUUUUGGGGUUUCACGGGAGGAAGAUCUGUUGAAGGGUUAGGGUUUUGGUUUUGUAGGGCAUCAGUAACAAGAAGAUGACAAUCUCAGAAGAUGAAGAAGAUGCAAACUUGGCUCACUUUCUCGAAUCAGAGGUACUCUCCAUAUCUGAUGAGGAUGAGGUUCAUCACUUAUCAUCAUCGUCACCUUUCAAUAACAACGUACAGGACGACGAGGAUGGCACGAAAGAAGUAGAAGGAGAAAAAUCUUGUCUUUCCCCUUUGUCUUCAAAUAAUAAUACAAACAAGAGAUUACGCGAACUACCUGAUAGCAACGUUGGUGGUUGUGUUACUCAUCAUCAAGGAGAACGAGGAGCAGAGAAGAAAAAGAGGCAAAAGGAACCUUUUACUACUACUAGUACCAGUAAUACGACACAGGAUGAUGAUGAUCAAACUCAAAAUGCUAGAAGAUUUCCAAGCAGGCAGAUUUUGAUGCUGAAAUGUAGCACCCUAGGGUCAAAUUUCAGCAUGAUUCCUUCUGAAUUGUUUCAUAACAUUCUCAAAUUCCUUUCUUCUGAGGAUCUUAUCGCCUGCUCCUGUGUCUGUAAAUAUCUGAACUUUGCUGCAUCUGAUGAGUCGCUAUGGCGCCGACUGUAUUGUAUGAGGUGGGGUCUGUUAUCUCCUACCAACAAGUUACGUGAAUGCGCCUGGAAAAAGCUUUACAUCCAGCGUGACGAAGAGGAUAUGGCUGAAUUUGUUAGGAAUACUCCUUCUGAGUUCAAAGAAUAUUAUAUCCAAAUGCAGGCGGCCAAGAGAAGCCAAGCACCCCUUCCUUCACAAGUGAAUGAUGACCACAUAAUUCUCGAUAAAACAGUUGCUGAUCAAGUGUCUAUAUGGAGAACCAGCAGAGGCUUGCCUGACGAGGUUGUUACUGGACAUGCUUGUUCUGGGGACACAUGCUCCUACUAUCAAAUUGGGGAACUUUUUCUCUGCGAGAAGACCGGCCGCGUUCACGUAUGUGAUGAUACUUGCAGGGAAGUUGUAUUGGAUGCUUCUAGUGGCACUUUGGUUUGUACAAUUUCUGGGCAUUGCUUCGAUAGAUUGCUCUCACCUUCAGAAAUAGAACCAGAUGCUGAACAACAAGGUGGUGGAACAGAUGAAGCGGAGCCAUUCAUGGGAUCAGGCCGAUUUGGUGUGUGAGACUUCUUCAAGCUGCAUCUCGGGCGUAUCUGCUGGGAUAUAACUGCGCUGAUGAAAAGGAGCUGGAAGCAGUAUCGAGGUUUUGCUGAUCAUGUAGCUGUACUUGUGUGUACUGAGGAGAUGUAUUCUUGAUAAAUCGUGUACGUAGGUGUUUAUUAACACAUGACCCUAUGAAACCUUUCAGCCUCGACGCUGAACUUGUUCUUGUUGUAAAAUAUUUUUGGUUACUUUAAUCCUUGCAUCAGGGAAUAAACCUUUGUAUGGUUUUCUUCUAAGAGGCCAAACGAAGGGACACGCAUGUGAUUAGUUUUCUAUUGAAGGGAGUCCGUCAAUCAACCAAUGCUUAUUAUCUA